AAUCAAAAUGGAGUCGGCGUUCCUGAAGGGGAGGCGCUGAACAACAAUUCCAAGAUUGGGACAGUUAAUGAACAGGCUUAUAGACAACCAUCAGGUGGCACAGAAGAAGUUGAAGAUAUAUUUUAUUCUGAUUCAGAAACAGAUACAACUCCUGAUAGUUAUUCUUCAGAGGAUGAUAUUCUUUAUCCUGAUUUCAGUGAUUUUGACAAGCAUAAAGCAAAAAAUUGCUUUGCAACUGACCAGAUCUGGGCUUGCUAUGAUGAUGAUGAUAUGCCAAGAUGCUAUGCCCUCAUUUGGAAUGUAUCCUGUCCUGAAUUUAGGAUAAAGCUCAGAUGGCUGGAGCCUCGUCCAGAAUAUCCAAGGGAGAAGGCUUGGGUCAGGGGACUCUUGCCUGUUGCCUGUGGGAGAUUUAAAUGUGGGAGUAUUGACCAUACUUUGGAUCUCCGUAUAUUUUCUCAUCAAGUGCAGUACUUAAAGAGCAAGGGAUCAGGUCCAUAUAUGGUAUAUCCUAGGAAAGGUGAAACAUGGGCCCUCUUCAAAGAUUGGGAUAAUGGUUGGAGCUACAGUCCAAGCAAUCAUAGGAAAUACAAGUAUGAAGUUGUGGAGAUUCUUACUGAUUAUGAAUAUGGUGUUGGUCUCCUAGUUGGUUACUUAGAUAAAAUUCCCGGAUUUGUUAGCCUUUUCGAGCUAACAAGGCUGACUGGUGUUGAUACAUUCUUUAUAAAGCCGAAAGAUUAUUACAGGUUCUCUCAUCAAAUUCCCUCUUUCAAAAUGACUGGAACUGAAGGAGAGGGUGUACCAGCAGGAUCGUUUGAACUUGAUUUUUAUGCUCUUCCGGUCAAUACAGAUGAUAUUUGGUACCCUGGGCAAGUUAAAGAAGAUAGUGAGACUUCAGAUUCUGAACCUCUAGAAAACGUUUUGCCUGCAGUUCCCCCUGGAACUAGAGAUAAGUCCAGUACACCUGAGAAUGCGACGACAUCUCUGAAGUCUGGGAACUUGAAAGAUAUCCAUGUUACUGAUGGAGAUCCUUCUAUGCUCUUUGACUUGGAACUGACAUUAUGGUUUUGAUGAGACUAAAAAAUGAAUUGGUUCUCCCGGAUUUAUAGAAACUUGGAACUGAAGUUUUUCUUUGUCAGUUGCUCCGUUAACACACCGAUGGCCUGCUGUCUCAUCAGUUUCUUGUUUGAUAGGGAGGGCAAUGCACUAACACACAUGAAUCUGGAGUUUUUGGAACUACCAGUUAUUUAUUAUGAUACCCCUCCCCCUUUUGUUAUGGGUUUAUACACCCAAGAUUAUCAAGUAACUUAAAAUAGCUAUUCCUUGUUACUGGUGGCUCUUCUCCUUUGGCACCUUGGGUUAUUUUGGUGAUGGACCAUAACUCAAUUUUGUAAGCUUGAAGGACUAUUAAUGUUCAAGAUAAUAUGAAUUAAGAAUUAAGUAGACCUUAUAAAAGAUUAUUUUGGUAAUUUUCUGCCCUCCUUCCAAAUCCCAACUCGAAAAAGAUUUCUCAUGUAUGAAAAAUGAGGAGCAACUGUCUGUUUUGUGAUGCACUAACAGACAGGCGUCGUGCCAAGUUUGGCAGUGCAAACUAGAUUACAUUUACAGCUAAAAUAAGAGGAUCAGAAACUCUUGACACUUUUGUCCACGAAUACAACUAUACCUUUGAAGUCGGGGGACUUGAAUGAGAUCCAUGCUACUGGUGGAGAGUCUUCUAAGCAAAUGAACAUCUCUGAGAAAAAAAAAGCGAACUUAGAGAGCUCUCAUUCUGCCAAUUAUGACAGUCCUUCCAUUGAUUUUGAUGAUACUCGUGUUAAGAAAAGAAGUCACUCAUGUCCCAACGUACCAAUUCAUUUGUCAUGUCAAGGUGACCGAGAGUUGCAUUCACACACAGCUUUAGUCUCAGCAAAUGAAAGAAUACUUCAAAGACCUUGAUCGAUCCAUCGACU
This is a messenger RNA of Lycium barbarum (goji berry), 1946 nucleotides long. RefSeq lists its product as uncharacterized. The transcript has a single exon. The record is from RefSeq and is a predicted model, not a curated record. The annotation marks the transcript as partial. Lineage: Eukaryota; Viridiplantae; Streptophyta; Magnoliopsida; Solanales; Solanaceae.